AUGACAGCGGCAGCUCACGCUCUCACGGAGCGUACGAGAUCGCUCUUUAGCGAUGAUUUUGGCGAGAUAACAACAGAUCCCAACAGCCUCCCCAUUUCCAUCUCAUACAAACGAAAAGUCGAAUAUGAAAGUGUCCGCGACCUACCCAAAGCCCUCGCCGAGAAACAGGCAAAAGCUGCUGCAGCGCGAGGACCAAAGAGACCUAAAGUUCAACAACAAUUUGGCGCCGACGGGAAUCAAAUGGCCUUGGUCAAGAGCGAAGGAAAACAACCGGGGUCGUCAAGCCAAACAAAUGGUGGGACAGGGAAUAGUCUGAUUCGCAGACCAAACAUGCAACAACAUCGACCGGAGUGGCAUGCGCCCUGGAAAUUGAUGAGAGUCAUAUCUGGACAUCUCGGCUGGGUGCGCGCUUUGGCCGUCGAGCCUGGGAAUCAAUGGUUCGCAUCAGGCGCAGGAGAUCGGACGAUCAAGAUCUGGGAUCUAGCCUCGGGACAACUUCGACUCACACUCACCGGCCACAUAUCUACGGUUCGGGGCCUAGCUGUAUCGCCGCGCCAUCCUUACUUGUUCUCAUGCGGAGAAGACAAGAUGGUGAAGUGCUGGGACUUGGAAACGAACAAAGUCAUCCGCCAUUAUCAUGGCCAUUUAUCUGGCGUCUACGCGCUUUCAUUACACCCGACUCUCGAUGUGCUUGUUACCGGCGGUCGAGACGGUGUUGCGCGUGUAUGGGACAUGCGAACGCGAUCUAAUAUCCAUGUUCUCAGCGGCCACAAGGGCACCGUCACCGACGUCAAGUGUCAGGAGGCCGAUCCGCAAGUCAUCUCGUCUAGUCUCGACAGCACAGUGCGCCUCUGGGAUCUCGCGGCCGGCAAAACCGUGGGGGUCUUAACGCAUCACAAAAAGGGUGUGAGAGCCCUGGCAAUCCACCCGAAAGAAUUCACCUUCGCCUCUGGAUCUGCGGGAUCCAUCAAGCAGUGGAAGUGUCCCGAAGGUGCUUUCAUGCAGAAUUUCGACGGCCACAAUGCGAUCAUCAACACGCUAGCGGUUAAUGAGGACAACGUCCUUUUCAGUGGCGGUGAUAAUGGGAGUAUUUCGUUCUGGGACUGGAAGACGGGGUAUCGGUUUCAGACGACGGAAUCGGUGGCACAGCCCGGCUCUUUGGAUGCUGAGGCAGGCAUCAUGAGCAGUACAUUCGAUCAGACGGGGCUGCGCUUGAUUAUGGGAGAGGCAGAUAAGACGAUCAAGAUCUGGCGACCGGACCCUGAGGCGACGCCUGAGACGCAUCCGUUGGAUUGGAAGCCGACAUUGGGGAGGAUGAAAUAUUGA
Messenger RNA from Rhinocladiella mackenziei CBS 650.93, 1326 nucleotides. RefSeq names its product pre-mRNA-splicing factor prp46. NCBI's taxonomy places the organism in Eukaryota, Fungi, Ascomycota, Eurotiomycetes, Chaetothyriales, Herpotrichiellaceae. The transcript has a single exon. Bases 1 to 1326 code for a protein of 441 amino acids. Gene Ontology annotation, molecular function: protein binding. Gene Ontology annotation, cellular component: catalytic step 2 spliceosome; precatalytic spliceosome; Prp19 complex. The record is from RefSeq and is a predicted model, not a curated record. Gene Ontology annotation, biological process: mRNA splicing, via spliceosome.